Fusarium odoratissimum NRRL 54006 is the source of this 1629-nucleotide messenger RNA. RefSeq lists its product as uncharacterized. The transcript is spliced from 5 exons. Gene Ontology annotation, biological process: amino acid transmembrane transport. The record is from RefSeq and is a predicted model, not a curated record. Gene Ontology annotation, molecular function: amino acid transmembrane transporter activity. Lineage: Eukaryota; Fungi; Ascomycota; Sordariomycetes; Hypocreales; Nectriaceae. Gene Ontology annotation, cellular component: membrane. The coding region runs from base 1 to 1629 and encodes 542 amino acids.
AUGGCAACGCCGAACGAUGCCGAGAAGUUCAGUCAAGAUGACCUUGAGCACACCUUAUCCAACAAUAUGGGAGAAGUCAUCGACCAGAAUCAAUUGAAGCGUGAGUUCAAGCCUCGACAAGUCUUCAUGUUCUCUAUUGCUUGUGCUAUUGGUACUGGACUCAUUAUCGGCUCGGGAACCGCCCUAUCAAGAGGAGGCCCUGGAAGCAUCCUCAUUGGCUACCUGUUAAUUGGGGCCACUGUCUUUUUUAUUAUGUCCGGCCUAGGAGAGAUGGCGGCCUUUCUUCCUAUGAAUAAAGGAUUUGGCGGGUAUGCGAGUCGGAUGGUGGACCCUGCUUUUGGCUUUGCGACUGGAUGGAACUAUUUCUUCAAGUACAUAAUUGCAACGCCAACGAAUCUUACAGCUGCCGGUCUCAUUAUCCGAUACUGGAGACCGGACCUCAACGUUGGAAUCUGGAUUGGCGUAUUUGGGGCAGUCAUCGUUUGCAUCAAUUUUUUGCACGUGUCCAAACUCGGCGAGACGGAAUUCUGGCUUGGCUGCGCUAAGAUUCUCAUCAUGAGCAUGCUGAUCCUCUCAUGUCUCGUGAUAGCGCUUGGCGGUGGUCCGAACCAUAGAAGAAGCGGCUUUCACUACUGGAGCGACCCUGGUGCGUUCAAAGAGUAUAUCUUGGAAGGGCCUCGCGGAAGGUUCCUAGGCGUUUGGGCUUGUAUCUGUCAAGCAUGCUUUGCUUUUACUGGCACAGAGGUUGUUGGGAUGACCUUCGGCGAGACACCAAACCCAAGGAAAAAUAUUCCUAGAGCUAUUAAGCAGACAUUCUGGAGGAUUGCUGUGUUCUACAUCUUUGGCAUUAUUGUCCUCGGGAUGGCUGUUCCCAGCGAUAAUGAUAUGCUAAUCGGGGCUACGAAGAAGUCUACGAGCGCAGAUGCCUCCCCGUUUGUUGUUGCUAUUCGUCUUGCUGGCAUUUCUGUAUUUCCUGACAUCGUGAAUGGCUCUCUGCUGGUUUUCACACUCAGUGCGGCAUGCACAGACAUUUACUGUGCGUCUCGUUCUUUGUAUGGUCUGGCUCGCGAUGGGCAAGCGCCGAAGAUCUUCGCUAAGACGCUCAAGAAUGGAAACCCAGCUUGGGCUGUAGCUUUGUCUUCAUUAUCGAUCAUUUUGGGCUUCUUGAAUAUCAGCAAGUCAGCCGGAACCAUCUUUCAAUACUUCGUCAGCCUUGUUACCAUAUUCGCUGUCCUUAAUUGGAUGGCGAUUCUGGUUUCUCACAUUUCAUUCCGCCGGGCGUUGAAGGCCCAAGGCAUCUCUCUUGAAGACCUCCCCUACGCCGCUUUCGGUCAGCCCUGGGGAUCAUAUUAUGCUCUCUUUAUGUCAUGCAUGAUCCUGCUUUUCAGCGGGUACGACGCCUUUAUGCCGCAUUUCAAGGCUGAUCAGUUCGUCCUGAAGUAUCUCGGUAUAGCUAUCUUUGCGAUUAACACGAUUCUUUGGAAGUUCUGGAAGGGUACAAAGAGAGUCACGGCCAGUGACAUGGACAUUGCCACCGGGCGUAGAGAGUAUCAGGAGGCCGAGACUGCUACAGAACAGCAAUGGAACAAGGGCUUCUGGAAGAAGAUGGUGAACAAGCUGCGGAAGUAG